UAAAAGUGAGAGCAAAGGCCGCAGAAAUUCAGUUGAAAGAAGUUACUCGUUUUGUGAAAAAUGCGUCUGUUUGUUGCUCUCGUUUGCAUCAGUUUGGUGGCCCUGUCCUCCGGUCAGGUGUCCCUCCGUGGCAGAUCCCUUCGCUCUGGCCAAAUGAAGCUAGCCGUGGAACCUCCCACCUUGUUGGUGAAGACUCCUGGCAUUGUGGCACCCACUUUGCUGGUGAAGAAUGCCGCUGUCCAGCUUGAUGAUGAGGCCGUGGCCACUCCAGCUAUCCUUCCUCAAGUUUCGGUAGGCAAACGUCGCAUUGGUUAUCCUUAUUAUCCUCGCUACUGGCCCGACUAUGGCACUGAUGGCUGGUAUCCUGGCGGCUGGAAUUCUGGUCCUCGUUAUUGGGACAACAGCUGGUACAACUAUCAGGCUCCACCCUUCAUGCCCAGGCGUCGUCUUGUCAAGCCUGUGGUUGCUCCACUGGAUGCCACAUCCAGCUCUAGCUCCACCACCACCACUACUGUGGUUUCUGAGGAUAAACCCGCUGUAGAGGCUGCCGUGGUGCCCGAUGUGGUUGCUGUUCCCGAAAUCCUGCCCGUUGCCGAUUUGGUUCCCGUUCCCGAACUGGCUGUCCUGCCUCAAGUCGAAGGCGAGGGACUGAUGACCACUCAGGUGAUCUAA
Messenger RNA from Drosophila serrata, 672 nucleotides. RefSeq lists its product as uncharacterized. The record is from RefSeq and is a predicted model, not a curated record. NCBI's taxonomy places the organism in Eukaryota, Metazoa, Arthropoda, Insecta, Diptera, Drosophilidae.